UGAAAUUGUGUGUAGUUUCCUUCACGUGUACUUGAGGAGCGUUGAGGACGAAGCCCUACUCUCUGCACCUUGAGUAGAGUUGGAGCUGUCAGGUCGUACAACUGCUGCAGGAAUAUAAAGAACACAAACAGGAUGUUUUCACACAGGGUUUUGAAGUCUGUAGCUUCCAGUACAUUCAGGGCUUUUUCCCAGCAUGGCAAAGCUCCUGAUAUGGCUGAUGGAAACGCGCACUUGCUUGUGACCAAUGUGCGUAAUCGGCUCAGGCAGAUCGUCGGAGCGUCGACCAACUGGAAAGAUCAUCAGCAGGCUCUGGCUGAAAGAAUCUUGCUGAGUAAACACCUUGCUAACAGUCAGGAGGAGCUUCCCGCAAAGACCAUGAAGGAGAGCGAGAUCGAGGUGCAUCUUCCUUUAGGGACGCAGCGCUCGGUCCGGGAGAAAUACCUCAACGUCCACAACAGUGUCAGGUUUGGUCGGAUUUUGGAAGAUCUUGACAGUAUAGCAGUGCUCAUCUGUUACUCUCACACAUGGAAUAAGGAGCUGGAGAGAUCCCCUCUGUCCAUCGUCACAGCGCUGGUGGACAAAAUCGACAUGCGAAGGAACAUAAUCUACCCAGAUUGCGAUAUCAAGUUCACAGGUCAUGUGACCUGGGUGGGAAAGACUUCAAUCGAAGCCAAGAUGCACAUGACACAGUUCCACGAUGGAGCGUACACACCUGUGUUAGAUGCCACGUUCGUGAUGGUCGCACGAGAUCCAGAAAAUAAAAGGGCUGCGUUCGUAAACCCGCUGAAACUGGAGAGCCCAGAGGAGGAGAAGAUUUUCCAGCAAGGAGAAAUUAAUAAGAAGAGACGUGUGGAUUUGAGCACAUCCUCUUUACUCAAGGUGGCUCCUACAGCGGAGGAGAGGACGCUGGUGCACAGCCUGUUCCUCAACACACUCGACACAAAAACGGUUAGCUUUCGGGGUCGGAUUCUUCCCAAAGCUAUAUGGAUGGAGGACGCUAAGCUUAAAGGCUUGGAGAUCUGCCAUCCACAGGAAAGGAACAUCUUCAAUCGGAUAUUUGGUGGUUUCCUGAUGAGGAAGGCGUAUGAGCUGGGCUGGGCCAAUGCCUGUGCAUUUGCGGGUUGUAGGCCGAUGCUGGUGGCGGUGGAUGACAUCAUGUUCCGCAAACCCGUGGAGAUCGGAUCCCUGCUUAUGUUGUCCUCACAGGUGUGUUACACUGAAGAACACCACGUUCAGGUUCGUGUUCACACCGAGGUGCUCGACCCUUUGACCCGGCAGCACGACACCACCAACGUCUUUCACUUCACCUUUCAAGUCGAGAAGCCUGUUCCAGCUGUGGUUCCACAGAGUUAUGGAGAGUCCAUGCUCUACCUGGAUGGGAAAAGACACUUUGAUGAGACAAUGAAGAGCCAGUGAGGAACAAUCAGCAUACAAAAAAUCUGUAAAGAUUUCAUGCAGUGAAGCCAAAAAAAACAAAACACAAAUGUACAGCACUUUUUGUUGGAGGCCAUUUUAUGAUUUACUUUUUGUUCAUUUAUUAAUAUUUACAUAAAAUAUAUGUACACUCAUAUCAACAUUCAACAUACUUUACUUUUUUUUGCACGUUUAUGCCAAGUUCUCACUACAAAAGACAAUGUUAAGUGUAUUAGACUGUCUAUUGCACUCUAUAGUGUCUAUUGCACUUUGUAUUAAGACGUUAGAACACAUUCAUCGCCAUAUAGAUCUGUGUGUUUUUAGUAACCAGAGGGUCUUCCUGUCUUUUGAACACUAGAUUGACUGAAUGAUUGUGCAGAAAAGGUUUUGCUGGAGUUUAUUGUUACAGUUUAAAAGGAUUUGCACCUUUCAGAUCUUAGAAAUUUCUCCAAGUGUUAACAUUUUUCAGUUAUUGACAGCAGGUUAUGUCCUUAUCUGUGUAGGCUAUAUGGAUAAAUGUUUGUGGAAACCCGAGCAUAAGAUUUCUAUGUACUUUCUGAACAUCCAAUUCCACAUUUAGUCCCAAUUCGCUGUUAUAAUAAGCUCCACUCUUCUGGGAAGAUGUUCCACUAGAUUUUGAAUUGUGCUUAUGGAGAUUUGCAUGAAAAUCACGAUCUUCAAUCAAGAUCUUCCACUCUAAGCCAAGUGAAACAUAUCUACAUGGAUCUGGCUUUGUGCACUUUGUGUCAUGCUGGAACAGGUUUGUUCAGGUGAAAGGAAAAUGUCAUUCAUCCACAGCGUCCAAAGACGUCCUAUAGAACUUUGUGCCUAUAACUUUGUGGUAACAGUUUUGGUGUAGAACCACACAUCGUUGAAAAAGUUAGGUGUCCCAAUACUUUUGUCCAUAUUGUGUAUUUCAGUCAAGCAGAAGUUUCUACAAAAUACAGGCAGGGAUCUCUACAUGGACUAUAAUAGCAAGCAGGUAACAGAAGGCAAGAAGUGUUGAACGUGUUGUAUAAUAAGGAGCUCGAUCAAAUAAAGGACGGCUUCAAGUGCACUUAUAAGAGAGAAAUGUUACUUUGGACUGGAAGCGUGUAAAUAAACUGACAGAAUUUCACGUUCUUUGCAUGUGCAUAUCACAUCUCUAUUAGCUCUGUUCAACCCAACAAAUAUAGAUAUCCAUCAUGUUCUCUGCUGUAAUGCAAAUAUUUGUUUUGUAUUUCAUUUUUGUAAUGAAAAAUAAAACAGCCUUUAAUAAAGAUUAUUCAAGA
Messenger RNA from Silurus meridionalis, 2684 nucleotides. Its product is annotated as acyl-coenzyme A thioesterase 9, mitochondrial-like. Gene Ontology annotation, molecular function: fatty acyl-CoA hydrolase activity. Lineage: Eukaryota; Metazoa; Chordata; Actinopteri; Siluriformes; Siluridae. Gene Ontology annotation, cellular component: mitochondrion. Gene Ontology annotation, biological process: acyl-CoA metabolic process. The record is from RefSeq and is a predicted model, not a curated record.